Molecule: messenger RNA, 159 nt
Organism: Marasmius oreades (fairy-ring Marasmius)
Lineage: Eukaryota; Fungi; Basidiomycota; Agaricomycetes; Agaricales; Marasmiaceae
Exons: 2
Coding region: 1-159 (52 amino acids)
Source: RefSeq, a predicted model, not a curated record
AUGUACUCCACCGAUACCAGCAACGCAUACGAGCUCUUACCUCAAGUUUCAAUGGGCUCCGAAGAACAACGUUUGAACCCUGACCAAGAGCAAGAGGGUGAUCGAGCUGCCCAGUAUAUAGCGUUGGGAUCAUCUGGGGUACACUCGAUACUCGAUUGA